UUUUACUAAAAAUGAGAAUAUUUUACAUUAUUUGAAUUCUUUUGGGUUUAGAAAAGAAAAUGUAGUGCACGUUUUCAGACACACGACCAGCGGGCGUCCAUUUUUUUAUGUCCGUAUAAUUUUUAGAAAUGCUCUAAAUUGAUAUAGAAUGGUAUAUCUGGUAUGAAAUAAAUUAGUUUUCUAAAAAUUAAACUCGCAUGCACUAACUGCAUAUAUACUACACCGUCUUUGUACAUGAAAUAUAAAUAUUUUGGUUUUCAAGUCACGUGAUUAUGACGUCACUUGAAUCCAAUAAUGAAAGAGAAGGUUGUGUUAAAUACAUGUAGAUGUUGUGUCGCUUUGAAUAUUGACUGAAACCAAUCGUUUCAACCCUAAACUAUACGAUUUUCAUGCAUCAACAUUUGAUUUAAGUUGAAGGUUUGUUGUUAAAUGGAAGAUUGAUUAAUAUGGAGGAAUGUUUUGUCAGUGAUUCUACAUAUGGAUCUCUAAGAAGUGGAAUGCAAGACAGUAGCAGCAGUUUCAGCAUGUCUCUCAGCGGUAGUGAUACUUUUGAGGACCAGCCCUCCACCAGUGGCUGCAGCAGUGACAUGACCCAUAAAGAAAAGCGUAAAGCUCGAGUGAAACAAUAUCUGAGGCAGCUAAAGGCCAUGGUGCCGCCAACUUCAGGAAAAAAGGGGAAAAUGGGCACCCUUAGUGCCUUACAGCAUGUAAUAGGAAGUCUCCAGAAAAUCCAAGAAGAAAAAGAUAAAAGUCAAUUAGCAAGUGGUGAUGCCCUUGUUGAAGAACUAGACAAUUCCCUCUUUGAUAAAGAAUACCAACUCGACUCACAAGUCCUAAAAACAGAGGAAACUGUUCAUGUUGUGCUAACCAUGAAUGAAUUUGCAGUCCUCAAAGUGUCAGAAAAUAUCACUCAAAUCCUAGGAUAUCCAACAGACAGCUGGAUCAACAGAAGUCUUAGUCAUUUUGUUCACAAAAAAGACAUAGUUACCAUCCAUAACAAUCUCAAUGUGGAAGAACUCGUACAAACGACAGAUUAUGAUGAUUCUCCAGUUGAGAGCAAACCCGAAGCUAAAAAAGUCAGCAGGCAAAUAAGGAAGAAGUUCUUCUUCAGAAUAAGAAACUACAAAGGGUUACAGCAUAGUGGCUUCAGCUUGGUAAAACCUGACCGUUUCACAACUGUCCAAGCCACCAUGUCCAUUGGUUAUUAUUCAGAGAGAAACAAAGCUGACUCCCCGUCAUCCUCCUCCUCCGAGGACUGUGUACAGAAGGGGAGGAAAUGUAUCUUCCUAGACUGUACUCCCCUACGUCCACUCUAUAAUGUUGAAAAUGUACAGUUAGAUAAGCAGACUUUCCAUAUGAGGCAUACCAUCUAUUGCAGUUAUAGCUACAUGCAUCCAAAUGCCAUUCCCCUGUUAGGGUACUUGCCACAGGACUUAAAUGGGAUGUCAAUCUUUGACUUUUAUCACAAGGACGAUCUGGAGACAUUGUGCAACAUUUACAAACGAAUUAUAGUCUCCAAAGGAACGACGUUCAAGAGUAAGCCAAUCCGACUGAGGACUAGGAAUGGUGACUGGUUGACGGUGGAGACGGAGUGGUCCAGCUUUGCCAACCCCUGGUCACACAGACUCGAGUUCAUCAUUGGUCAGCAUAGAGUGAUCAAACCACCAACUGAUUGCAAUGUCUUCCGUGAGGCAGAGCAACUUACUAUGAUACCAAUGCUCAAUGACCAUCAUCAGAAGUUACAGCAGAAAAUCAGACAGAUGUUGUUAGAGCCCGUGAGUGAGGAAAAGACCGUUGUCAAGCAUGAACCAACGACAGAUUCUUCUGAUGACCUGAGGACUUCACAAGAAACAGAAAAAGUUCAGAAGAAGAGCAAACAGCAAACAGAAAAAUAUGUGGACAGAAAAGCUGGAAAGUGCUCGGAGUCCCUGCAGUCCACAGAGUCACUAGGAAGAAGUUCACUCCAAACUUUUCCAGAGCAUGAAACUUCUAUGGCAUAUGAGCAGUUAAAUUAUGCCAAUAGUAUUAAAAGAUACCUAAUGAGCCAACAAAAAACGUAUUCGUCAUCUUCAGAGAAGAAAACAACAUCUGAGGAGGAAACUGAUACACCUUGCACCAUCUCCACAACUACAGCAGAAGCAUCAGACUCUGAGUUUGAAGUUGAUAUCUCCGUUCCAAAACCACCAAGCUUUGGGAGCAGUACAAAGGUACUACUGUCAGAGCAAGAACAGAGGGAGGACAUUGCUGGUAGUCCAGCACACCAAAUAGAGGAUAACACAGAGGAAAUAUCCACCUCCCCUGGGGCUGUUGCACCCACCUCCAUGUUACCCCCACCCUCUGUGGAGAAUAUGGACACAAUCCGUCUGUUAACCCUGACACAGGACGCAUUGUUACGACACACCAAACAACAGGAGGACCUGUUUGUAGCUCAUGCCAAGCAGGAUAGAACUCCUAUCAUCCUCAAAUCAAAGGAAGGGGACAUGCUUCAAGAGAGGAAGAGAAGUCAUUCCCCCGACCAUGAAAAGAGCUUCUACAGGCCAACCAAGGCCUCGAGAAAUGACAGCAAUAUUUUGAUCCCACCAUUUCCCUUGCCAAAUAUAGGGUACCCGGUUCAGUACAGGCAAGGUAAUGCCCCUAGAGGUGGGAAUGUGAAUGGAGGUCAACAAAUUGUGUCUCAGUCUGGGCUUCCUGUUUCUUCUACCAAACUGUCACAGAGUAAUGUAGAAAGUAGAGCGACUCCAAUACAGAGCAAUGUGAUUUGGCCAUACUACCCUCAGACGGCAUCAGGGGCCUCAUUCUAUCCGCAAGUGAUGGGAGGAUUUUAUCAUGACCCCAAUGGUAUCCCAGCCACCUUGAGUCUCAAUGUGACCAGUACUAUACCCCCAACAGCCAAUACGACUGGUACAACAAUGAGUGGCGCUUCUAGACACAAUCUAAAGGUACUGCAGGGUCGUUGUCAGGGGCCGUUCCAGCUGCCCACCAUCAGCACCACAUUUUCCUCCUCCUCAGACAUGUCCAUCUCCCACACAGACAGUGGCUCCUCCUACCUUUAUCUGCUCGACUCGGACGACCAGAAUAGCUCAGGACAAGAGUUGGAGACCAAGAGUAAUAAAGUUACCAGAAGUAAUAAACGGCAAACAGAGCCACCAUGGCUGGAGACCAUAUGUUGGACAAAGAAACUUGCCAUGAAUUACCAGCUUCCAAAGAGGAAGAAGAACAGGGUGCUGAAGUCUGACGAAGCUUUCAUUGCCAAAUCCAAGCCAUCGAAUACUCUCCUUCAACAGAUGAUGGAUUUACAAAGUGAGAUAGACCUGAAUCAGGGGGCACCUGCUGUGGAUGAAGAGAAUGACUAUCUUUUCUAUUUGGAUGAUGAGGAGGAGGAUCAAGCAUCAGAUUGUGAUAGCAGGUUCAUUGCCCUGCAAGACAUUCACGAGGCUCUCUCUCAGUGUGAGAAUCACAGUUCUGGCAUAGGGUGCUACGCCCAGCAGGCACAGCCCCACUGUUCACCGUCCAAUGACAGAAAUCCCAGUAGCACAAAAUCCUCAGAAAAACUGGAGGAUUCUACUGGAGAUGGUAUAGAUAUCUCACUGGGCCCUGAAGAGGAGCGUCGAUGUGAAGGUUCUCAAGAGCAGGAGAAUAGGAUGGACUGUCGGAUAUCGAUAGAAAAUCAAACCUCUCUGGAAGCUCAAUCUCAGUUAGAGACACAGGAAGCCAUGGAUAAUCAAGGACCUUUAGACACUCUAUCCAUGGACAUUGAAUCUAAUUGUUCUAAAUCAUCGAGUGACUUGACGCCUAGUGAUGAGAGGAGCAGUGGUGAGGCUGGAAGUUCUCUGAAGGAGUCGGAUGCCAUGUCCUCAAAGGAUUCUGUUGAUGAGAGCAAGGACUCUUCUGAAUCUGAUGUGGAUGUGAGCAAUAGCACAAAGAAGGACAACUAUCAUUUGUAUUUUGUCAUUCCCCCCAUUUCCUUUGUGGAUCAUGGCAAGACUCCAUUUUGGUGUAGGAAUUGUGAAAUGACUCCUGUUGUAGAAAUGGAGUACACAGUCAAGUCAGAAGACUGUAAAAGACAUCUAGAUGAUGACAUGCGAAGUUUGAAGGAUGUUGUGCAACCAGAUCUUGUGAAAACACAAAUGGGCUACAUGUUGGAAGAGUUGAACUUAUCUAAGAAAUUGGAAGAAAAGAUUGACAGUGGAACUAAAGAAACUGAAGGAAACCGUGGUUUAUUGAAGAAAUCAGCAUCACAUUCUAAACCUAAAUCAGAACACUUUAUGACUGAGGAUGUGUUUGAUGGCAUGUUUGUGACUAUGUUGGGUGAAGAUAUUGUCCCGUUUGCAAGAGAAGAAUCACCAGAUGUUGAGGAUGUUUCUCACCGACUAGAAAAAGUGGAUUAAAGUGUUGAAUUACGUGUACUGAACCUGAUUGGAUGUAUUCUUCCUUUGAUUAUCACUUUUAUCUGUUGUUCGUGAAACGAAAAUUCAUUGGCUUAUCAGCAAUUACUCUUGAGGUGACCUUGAUUUAUGAGUCUACUGUUGCAAAAUGUAUUUUGAACGUAUGAGAUUUUCCCAUUAGUGCUGUAAACAUUUUAUUAACAGAAUUUUCUUUGGUUUUCUCUGGAAGUUUAUCACUGUUCCUAAAGGAGUAUAUAAAAAAAUCAAUUGUUAACCACCAAAAGCUACCAUCAAGGUUUAUUUUGGAUUAUUUUUUUUCACAAGAAGGCAUGGAUUCUUUUUUUAUUGGACUGUUAGUUGUAGUACUAAUAGGAAUCCCCCCCCCCCCCCCCCCCCCCUCAAAAUUUAUGAAAGAAAUAAUUUUAAAAAGUUGUUCUUUUUAAACAGAAUUUUAAAAGGGGACUUUAAACUUGGUAGAUGUUAUCAAAACGAUGUAAAUAUAUUUAAGGUGGAAUGGGACACAUGUUAAUAUUAAUGUGAAUAAACGAAUGUCACCAGUUUACAAUUUUCAAAGUUUACAAUAUUUGACCAACAAUGUGUUGUAUAAAUAUUUGAAAAGGUAAAAAUCAUGCUGAACCAAAAUUGUUAAAGCCCCAGCGGGAUUUGGAACUCAUCACAUGGAUUCGUUAAUUUACACUCUAUCUAUUAGGUAACAAUUUUUGGAAAGAAACAGUUUAUAAAAUUAUACUUGAUGUUAUUGUUUAUUUUGAUAGGAAGUAUGUCACAACAUGUAGGUGUCCCAUACCACCUUAACUUGUUUCAGGUAACUGAAUGCUAAAGGCUCGUGUGUUCAUUACCCUCUAACCACUUAUGUUUCUGGUACAUGUUUUUUUGGUUUGAUGUCAACUCGUAUGUAACUGAUUUUAUUUUGAUAUAUGUCAAUAUUAGAAAAGAAAUCCUUAAGAAAUGACAUUUACCAUACACUUAAAGCAAAGUGAUACAAACAGGGUACAGUAUUGAAAAGAUCUGAUUGUAGUAUCCAGAUCCCUGUGUCAGAGCUAGUAUCCAGAUCCCUGUGUCAGAGCUAGUAUCCAGAUCCCUGUGUCAGAGCUAGUAUCCAGAUCCUUGUGUCAGAGCUAGUAUCCAGAUCCUUGUGUCAGAGCUAGUAUCCAGAUCUUUGUGUCAGAGCUAGUAUCCAGAUCCCUGUGUCAGAGCUAGUAUCCAGAUCCUUGUGUCAGAGCUAGUAUCCAGAUCCUUGUGUCAGAGCUAGUAUCCAGAUCCUUGUGUCAGAGCUAGUAUCCAGAUCCUUGUGUCAGAGCUAGUAUCCAGAUCUUUGUGUCAGAGCUAGUAUCCAGAUCCUUGUGUCAGAGCUAGUAUCCAGAUCCUUGUGUCAAAGCUAGUAUCCAGAUCCUUGUGUCAGAGCCAUCGGAUUAUGAAUAGAGGAACCAGCACAAAGCAAAGAGCCUCUCAAUGCAACAUUGAUUUGUCAAAAUGUGCAUUAGAUUGUUAUUAAAGCUACUGUAAAUUGUAAAAAAAAAAUUUUACUUUUUUGAAAGACAGCAAUUUGCCUCCUUCAACAUCACAUGUAGCAACAUUAUUUUUCUGAUUGGUAAAUCACAAUGUAGAUCAAUAUAUAUGUCCAAAAAACCAUUUGCUUUUCAAGCUAUAGAUGGAAUGACUGAAAAAAAAACAGAUUGUCUAAAUUUUUGCAUGACUUUUACAGUUAGAGUUACUAAACAUCAGACAUUAGUCAUCAAAUGGCCAUAAAUAUAUGACAUCAAUCAAGUUUUAGGUACAAAUGGGUCUUCUAUUCUAGGAUGAAACAGUGUCCAAGCAACACAAGGUUAAAGGUGCAAUAAAUGCGUUCACCUGUGUGUAUGUUUCUAGCUUAGUAUAGCUGUAAGGGAGCUAACAUGUCACAUUGUGAAUAAUGUUGUAUUCAUGACAUUGAUCUCAAUUUUCAUGGCCACCUCGGGACCAUGGGUUUUCUUUGUUUUAGUAGGUUUUCAAAAUGAUGUUUUAUAUCAGUUUGAAGGCCUUUAAUUGUAAAAUUACUUGUAAAUAGUUAAAAUUUAAUAAAAUAAAUCGGCCCUUUCCAUUAAAUACCUAGCAGUGAGUCACCAAAGACACAGAUGUCCAUGUAUAUACAUUGUAUUAAUGUACAGGAUUCUGCUAUCUUGUCAAUAGUUUAGAUGAUGCCGAUUGAAACUGCUGGUCAGUGACAGCGGGUUCUUUGUUUUCUCAAUGAUCCUUAAUGAACAAGGACAAUGUAGACACGUUAUCUUUUGUAACACUGUUUUAUAUGCUGUUUGUAAAACGAUUUAUUCCUGUUGGUUUUUUUUAAUGUUGUUUAUUUUAAAAUAAAAACAGUGGAAUGAAUAAAAUUUUGAAAUGAAAGAAAAA
Messenger RNA from Magallana angulata, 6788 nucleotides. Its product is annotated as period circadian protein-like. The coding region runs from base 447 to 4388 and encodes 1313 amino acids. The transcript is spliced from 23 exons. Gene Ontology annotation, biological process: negative regulation of transcription by RNA polymerase II; entrainment of circadian clock by photoperiod; circadian regulation of gene expression. NCBI's taxonomy places the organism in Eukaryota, Metazoa, Mollusca, Bivalvia, Ostreida, Ostreidae. Gene Ontology annotation, cellular component: cytoplasm; nucleus. Gene Ontology annotation, molecular function: transcription cis-regulatory region binding; transcription corepressor binding. The record is from RefSeq and is a predicted model, not a curated record.